GAUGCGAGGGUCCUGGGGCAGAGGACGUCGGAUGUAGAUUGUAAACUUGUGAUUUUGGUCUAUACAAAAUGACUAGAAUAUGAUUUAAUUGAAUACAAAGGACACGCUCGAGGCAGAGGGCGUGGCCGCGAGCGCUGACGCUUUGUGUUUAGGUCGAACAGCGCAGCAAACAGUCUGUACGGUAAUCUGUGAGACCUUCACACUGAGGACCAGGAACGUGUGCCCGAGUGUCACCCCGGCCUGGGUGCCAUGGUCCUCCGUUACACAUGAGCUCUACUAUGUGGUACAUCAUGCAAAGCAUUCAAAGUAAAUACUCCUUGUCUGAGCGGCUCAUCCGCACCAUCGCAGCCAUUCGCUCAUUCCCACACGAUAACGUGGAGGAUCUCAUUCGUAAGGGAGCUGAUGUGAACCGGAUGCAUGGCACACUGAAGCCCCUGCACUGUGCCUGUAUGGUCGCUGAUGCUGACUGUGUAGAGCUGCUGUUGGAGAAGGGCGCAGAGGUGAAUGCUUUGGAUGGCUAUAACCGAACAGCACUGCACUAUGCAGCAGAGAAGGACGAGGGCUGCGUGGAGCUGCUGUUGGAGUACGGGGCCCUGCCAAACGCCCUGGACGGCAACAAGGACACUCCACUUCACUGGGCCGCCUUCAAAGAUAACCCAGAGUGUGUGAGGGCCCUGCUGGAGAGUGGGGCCUGUCCCAAUGCCAGGGACUACAACAAUGACACGCCUUUGAGCUGGGCAGCAAUGAAGGGCAACCUGGAGAGCGUCAAAGUGCUAUUAGACUACGGAGCCCAGGUCCACGUGACCAACCUGAAGGGCCAGACACCUAUCUCCCGACUGGUGGCCCUGUUGGCCCGGGGCCUGGGCACUGAGCAGGAGGAGGAGUGCUUGGACCUGCUGUGCCGGGCGGCGGGGCGGUUUGAGAUCCGACGGGCCGAUGGCACCCUUCCCAGGGAGCUGAGUAAGGAUCCCCAGCUGCUGGCGAGGCUGACCAACAUGGUGGCUCAGGCUCCCACGCUUCGCUCUCUGGCACGCUGUGCUGUUCGUCAGAGUCUCGGAGUCCAGUUCCUCCCCACUGCUGUAAAAGAACUUCCUUUACCAGAGACGAUCAAAGACUAUUUACUGCUGAGAGACUGAGGUGAUGUAACCAUCAGGGAGCUCUCAGGCCUCACUGGCUGAUAAUUGGACAGCUCAUCACGCAGCAUUUAUUUGGCAAAGAAGUGUCUCCAUUGAAUUAUAGGAUAGUGUCUGACAGUGGCCCUCAUUUAUCAAACCCUGCAAAUUUAUGCCCCAUGAGAGAUGUACAGACCAGUCCAAGUCUUUUUUAUUUUGUAUUAUCUAGUCCUUGAACAACAUCUAAAUAAGCAGUCUGAAGUCUGAUCAGUUUCCAGCUGUUCACAAAGAGCCAGUCCGUCUUUGACAUUUUAAGUAGGCUUAUUAUAUUAUUUUUUUUGUAUGCAAAAUGUACAAUAAGUAUAAAGUAAGCUACAUUUUAAUGCUUAAAAGUAAUGUCAUGGUUUGUCACAGAGCAUGAGGAAACUCUUAAAUGUUGAGUUUGGUGGUAAAAUUAGUCUAUCCUCAUUGUAAGAUUAGAUUUAAAUGUGUAAUAGAUUUAUGAAUAGCGGCUAAUGUCUAAUGAUGCAGGCUGUCCGGUGCUUCUGUCAGAGGAUGCAGUUCCUGAAGUAGAGCUCGGGAACAGAUUUUCACGUAUAUGGUAGUUGGAGUGGCCAUCGUUCUCUCAAUGACGUCCCAGUGAACUUGCAAUGCAAUACUCUUUGCAGUACCAAGGAAAAAUGAAAAGUAAAACAAAAAAAACACUUUAAUCAGGACAGAAAAGGUUGUGCCAGAAGGGAACAGUUGUAUUUGUUAUGUAGACGCAACACAAUGUUGCAGAAUAUUAUCAUUGGUUUCACAAAAUGUGCCGGGCACACUAAUCUUGCCUUCGUCUAGCCCUCUGAACAUGCCUGCUUACACAUGUGAUUUACCAUUUAUUUGGGCUUUAUUUUAAUGAAGGAUGCCGUUGCCAAGAAGAAAUCAAAUGUUUUUUUACAAUGGAUCUUUUCAGUCUUAACUUUCUACGGUUUUGGUUUUCACAGGAGCUCGCUGGUCUAACAUUUUGCUGCAUAUGUUUGAAAAGUACUUUUUUUUUUUUUUUAGUUUAAAUUCAAUGUUUAAAUGUAGAAACAUGAAAUGGAAUGAUUACUAAGUUUUUGUCCUUUAAAGAUUCACUAAAUGAGCUUGGAAGAUGCGUUUACGUUUGUUAUGCCAUCUGUCUGAAAUCUAACAAUUUCUGUGCUUGGUUUUGUUUUCUUCUUCUGCCGCUGUAAGAGUUAACGCCUAAAGUAACGUCUCGUGUACUCCUGCAAAGGUGCUUUUUUUUCUUUGUCAAUGAAAGUAAAUGCCUUUUAUAUUC
This is a messenger RNA of Anarrhichthys ocellatus (wolf-eel), 2412 nucleotides long. RefSeq names its product ankyrin repeat and SOCS box containing 8 (gene asb8). Lineage: Eukaryota; Metazoa; Chordata; Actinopteri; Perciformes; Anarhichadidae. Gene Ontology annotation, molecular function: protein binding. The record is from RefSeq and is a predicted model, not a curated record. Gene Ontology annotation, biological process: intracellular signal transduction. Bases 267 to 1136 code for a protein of 289 amino acids. The transcript has 4 exons.